UGUCUACCAUCUUUGAAGGGAGCUUUGUUUGAAAUAGUAUGUAGACCUAAAUGUUUACAUGGCACUGAAAUUCAAGGUCACAGAUACAAAGACAGUUCUCCUACAAUUACUGAUAUGUUUGAUGACAUUCUAUGCUGUAUAUUAUAUUAUCGGCAGCAUAUUCUUUGGAGCUUUCAGGAGACAACAGGGGAAAAAGGUGUCUCAUACCUGAAAAUGGGUUCAGGGACUGCAAUGCUUGAAACAUAUGAUGUUCUGAUACCCUUCGACUUCAAAACUGAACCUUCAUGUCCAAGCUCAAAAUAUAUGGUCAACCUAGUCUCAAUGGAGACAACCUACUUUGUCUGUGGGUUGCUGUUUGCUGGAGUGGUUGAAGAAUGUGUAUGGGAUUAUGCUAUCACAAUCACUCUUAUUCACAUUGCAGUUACUUCAACAGAGUGCAGAGCUACUGAAGUAAAGCUGCCAGUAAUAACGAUUACAGUCCUAGUUCAACUCCUGUUGGAUAGUUCAACUAUUGCUGGUGAGUCUGGAGAACAUACUGCAAAGCAACAGUUUUCAUGGAGUUUCAACUUCACCAAAGAAUGUUUCCAUUGUGACAGUGCUUACAAUGCCAGACAGAAUGUCCUGCUGCUGGCAAACAAAUCACGGCCCAUGGAAAACUCCAACACCUUUCUCAUAGUUGUUGCUCAUCAGUGAAUUCAACUACAAAGACUAAUUUGGUGGGAAGGGUGCCACAUGUACAACAGAAACAAAAGUGUGGGAAUAAAGCUGGUCAAGGCAAAUGAGCAAAGCAACC
Messenger RNA from Stegostoma tigrinum, 793 nucleotides. It is a transcript of the gene tmem244, whose product is annotated as transmembrane protein 244. Lineage: Eukaryota; Metazoa; Chordata; Chondrichthyes; Orectolobiformes; Stegostomatidae. The coding region runs from base 115 to 693 and encodes 192 amino acids. The transcript is spliced from 6 exons. The record is from RefSeq and is a predicted model, not a curated record.